Sus scrofa (pig) is the source of this 3984-nucleotide messenger RNA. RefSeq names its product solute carrier family 38 member 1 (gene SLC38A1). Gene Ontology annotation, cellular component: plasma membrane. Lineage: Eukaryota; Metazoa; Chordata; Mammalia; Artiodactyla; Suidae. The record is from RefSeq and is a predicted model, not a curated record. Gene Ontology annotation, molecular function: L-glutamine transmembrane transporter activity. Gene Ontology annotation, biological process: amino acid transmembrane transport; L-glutamine transport.
UAAGUGUGAGGCUGGCGAACACUGUGUGGAUGGGGAUUGGUCGUGGGGGAGCUUCUGAUGCAAUCGGCCCCAAAAGGAGGAGGAGAGAGCCAAGAGAGCGCAGGCUGGGGCAGCCACACCGCUCCUCCUGAAGGUCGCCGCCCUUCACCUUCCUCCCGCCACGCCACGCCGAGCCUCCCCGCCCAACUCUAGCUGACGGAGGCCACCUUUUCCCCGUCGAAGCAGCCAGACCUUGACACAAAGGACAUCGCUCGCCGGGGGAAAAGCCCGGAAGGGCGGAUAUCUUGACGUCUCCCUUCGCCACUUUUCCCUUUAUUAUCCCAGAGGUGUCAACCUUAUAAUUUUUGCUGCUAUCCAUUUGUAAAUAGACUCAGAAAAGGAGACCUUGGACUAGUUUUGGCUACAGGUACUUUCUAAACAUGAUGCAUUUCAAAAGUGGACUCGAAUUAACUGAGUUGCAAAACAUGACAGUGCAAGAUGAUAACAUUAGCAACGAUUCCAAUGAUUUCACCGAAGUAGAAAAUGGCCAAAUAAAUAGCAAGUUUAUUUCUGAUCGCGAAAGCAGAAGAAGUCUCACGAACAGCCAUUUGGAAAAAAAGAAAUGUGAUGAGUAUAUUCCAGGAACAACCUCCCUAGGCAUGUCCGUUUUUAACCUAAGCAACGCCAUCAUGGGCAGCGGGAUUCUGGGACUCGCCUUUGCGUUGGCAAACACCGGAAUCCUCCUUUUUCUGGUACUUCUGACUUCAGUAACACUUCUGUCUAUAUAUUCAAUCAACCUUCUGUUGAUCUGUUCAAAGGAAACAGGCUGCAUGGUUUAUGAAAAGCUGGGAGAGCAGGUCUUCGGCACCACAGGGAAACUUGUCAUCUUUGGAGCCACCUCACUGCAGAACACUGGAGCAAUGCUGAGCUACCUCUUCAUAGUGAAAAAUGAACUACCCUCUGCCAUAAAGUUUCUAAUGGGAAAGGAAGAGACAUUUUCACCCUGGUAUGUGGAUGGCCGUCUGGUGGUGGUCGUUACCUUUGGCAUAAUUCUUCCUCUGUGUCUCUUGAAGAACCUGGGCUAUCUCGGCUAUACUAGUGGAUUUUCCUUGAGCUGUAUGGUUUUUUUCCUCAUUGUGGUUAUCUACAAGAAAUUUCAAAUUUCCUGCAGUGAUCCAGAGCUAAAUUCAACGAGUCCUAACGCAACAAAUGCUGACAUGUGUACACCAAAAUAUGUUACUUUCAAUUCAAAGACCGUGUAUGCGCUACCAACGAUCGCAUUUGCCUUUGUCUGCCACCCAUCAGUCCUGCCAAUUUACAGCGAGCUUAAAGAUCGGUCACAGAAAAAGAUGCAGAUGGUUUCAAAUAUCUCCUUUUUCGCCAUGUUUGUUAUGUACUUCUUGACUGCCAUUUUUGGUUACUUGACAUUCUAUGACAACGUGCACUCGGACCUCCUUCACAAGUACCAGAGUAAAGAUGACAUCCUCAUCCUGACCGUGCGGCUGGCUGUCAUUGUCGCUGUCAUCCUCACAGUGCCGGUGUUAUUCUUCACAGUUCGUUCAUCUUUAUUUGAACUGGCUAAGAAGACAAAGUUCCACCUAUGUCGUCAUGUCUUGGUGACCUUCAUUCUCUUGGUUAUUAUCAACUUGCUGGUGAUCUUCAUACCCACAAUGAAGGAUAUUUUUGGAGUCGUAGGAGUUACAUCUGCUAAUAUGCUUAUUUUCAUUCUUCCUUCAUCUCUUUAUUUAAAAAUCACAAGCCAGGAUGGAGAUAAAGGAACUCAGCGAAUUUGGGCUGCCCUUUUCUUGGGUCUGGGGGUGUUGUUUUCUCUGGUCAGCAUUCCGCUGGUCAUCUACGACUGGGCCUGCUCAUCAAGUAGUGACGAAGGCCGCUGAGACCAGCUGAGAAAAGGAAACAGUCAAAUUACCGCACAUCCGCAACCCCUCAUCACUUCCUUGGCAAGUUUACAGAAGCAAACAGAAAUUUACAAGAUACAAAACAGAUUAACACGUUGGUAUCGAAACAGAGACCUGUUUCUAAAAUGGUUCAUGUCCCUCCAAGAUUUGGAAUCAAUUUUAAGGAUUGUGGACUUUCUUUUUCCAAAUUUCAUGCCAUCAUAUUUUCCAGUACUUUUCACAGUCGGUUAUUUUUCACUCUAUGUGUUUUGUGAUUUCAUCGUCUCUUAGAACUUUGAAAACAUGAUCAUCAAUCAUGUUUACUUAUCAUACAUCCAGAUUCUGAAAUAAUUUUCCUACUGAUGUUCAGCUUACAAUAGCUGUACCUUUUUAGAAGAGAAAAGUAUCCUGAAUUGUAUAUAUUUAUUUUGCUUUACAGAAAAAAAAAUGGUUUCGUAAAUAAUUUGCCUAUUUUGGUUAACAUAGCACACAGGGAUAAUCACGUGAGAGUCACAGGGCGCGUGCCCGGCCUGGAUCAGUGGCUGUUCAGUAUUUGAGGCAGCCCUGAUCAUGUGGCGGCUGAGCCUCAGCCACCCAUGGCCUCGCCGUCCCUUCAUCCUGCUCCAGCAGGAGACCUUCCCUGGCGCAUGUUCUCAGCAGGGAAAGGGAUGGAAAUGAUUCUUACCUUGGGAAACAUACGAAACUAUACAUCUGAGAGAUCUAGCAGAUGGAGUCUGUUUCCCUUUUGGCAGUUUGUGUCAAAGUUGCUCUCGUCUGAGUCAGCUUCUGUUGGGGAAGACCUCUGCCACUUCGGUAACGAGUUGAGAAGCAAGGGUCCUGCAAAAAGAUUGUCCCAAAUGCCUAAAAUUCCUCUGAUGCAGACCGCCUUCAGCCCUACAUCUGUAUUGUUGAAGGGGGAGGGGAGCAGUUUCUUAAAUUACAAACCCAGCUGCUUGUACUCAUGGCCACCAGCUUUUUGCACAGAGAAUAAUGUGUGUCUAACCAAGGGGGAGCUAGGGUAAGUAAUUCCUGUUUUAUAUUGGGUACUUGGGGGCAGGGAUCUUUAAAAGACUUGUUUUAUAUCUACCAAUUUAGGUUAUUACAAAUGUAAGAUUUUGUAGUUUUAAAUAAGCCUCAUUCCUAUUUCUUCUCCAUCAGCCAUCCAUCAGGCUUGAAAAAAGUAAAAGAACCCUCAGAGACGGUCUUUGAGGAGAAGGUGUGAUUCCGCGGUACACACGGCACACGUCACCGAGUACCCUUCUUCCCCCUUCUUUGGUCCUAGACCGGGGUGGGCUGUUACUGCCCGCCUGAUGUGACCCACAUUGGAAGACAGGGGUGCCCCACACUCUCCCCCAGCCCCUCUCUUAAAGUGGGUGAAGGGAACUACAGAGAGACUGGAAAAGAGGAGAGUUUGGGACAAGGUGGUUUGGAAAGGAUCGGGGGACAGCACCCACCACCACUAAGCUGGGCCAUCACCUGUGAUUGCCUUGUCCAUGUGGCACCAUGUGUGUGCCCCAGGAGCUGGCCACUUGAGACAGGGCUUGUGUGUUAUCCACAUCCUGGUUGAAUGUCGCAAACAUAGUUCACUGUGCCCAGAUUUCUUAUCCAGAGAUAAGUGGCCUCUAACCACAGACUCUUGGCAGAGUUUCUAGGCCCUCAGCUCUGGGCUCGGUUCCUCCCCCACUCAGAUCCUCAGUGGCCUCCCCCACUUGCCAGGAGUAACAUGGAACCCUCUGCUCCUCUUUACAGUCUAGUGUCCCUUCAAAACAGCAGGCAUCAGAGCACUUUGAGCCUCUUGGGGGAAAAGGAAAAGUUAUUUCUUGCAUUUAUUGGCAGGAUCAUCAUAGCUUUUAGUGUAAUGCUCCAGAAGUACAUCCACAUUAGGUCAGAAUUCGAGUAUUUAGAUAUGAAUAUCUACCUGUAUAUGAAUUCCUAACCCAGGAAAAUCCGCAGCCAUCUCUGUCCUUCUCAGCAGUGUCUUCCAGUUAGUUGAGCACAAAGAGAAGCUGAACAAAAGAAAUUGGCUGGCCCGCUGAGCUUGUCUGGGGCACCAGAUAAUGAAAUAGCCAGAUAGCAGAUGACCCUCUGUUAAAAAAAAAAAAAAAAAAAA